CUUAUCUCGUGACCAUCAUUCUCUCUCAUUACUCAGUUUCGAUAAAUCAGUCGUCAAUCACUGAAAUCAGUGAGCAAUUGAUACACUUACCCUCUUAGUUCCAUCCAUAUCUUCUAUAAUUAGGGAUCCCCUCUCUUCGUUCUUCACACUACACCAUUCCUGUACUCACUUCCACCUCACCAAAAUGGCCUUCAAUAACGCGCAACUUCGACCUGUGGUUGUGUUCAAAAAUCAAGGGUUCAGGAAUGCCAUCAUCUAUUCUAAAUACCUUCGUUGCUAUCGUGAUCGCCCUAUCUAUCCAUCCUUCACCAUAUCCCCUUCAGCCUUUUCCAAAUAUGAUAUGGACAUCCCUUCACUCCUUGUUGGCCUAGGGUGGACUUCGUUGAUUGAAGAUCAACGAUUUCUACAUUGCCCUGAGGCUAUCAGGUUAUUCUAUGCCAAUAUUAGGUCCGAUAAGGGAGCUGAACCUCGUUCCUUCACCACCAUAGUUUACGACCAUGAGGUCUUGGUCACCCCUGCCCUACUGGCCUUAGUCCUUUCCCUACCCCAUUCUGGGCUUCAGGCUAGUUUUGCUAGUGACUUUGACAAGCAUGGGUUCGACUUUGAUUCUGCCCUUGCUCGUUUGACUGGAGAUAUUGGGAGGUUCUUUCCCAACCAGUUAUCUAUUGGGCUUCUUCCUGACGAUCUGAAAGUUCUCUACUUUUUCAUCACUCGCUGCCUUCUGCCUCGUGAUGUCACUGGUGCUGGUCUGCUUCACUCCCCUGAUCUCUGGAUCAUGGCAAACACACGAAUGGGCCAGCCAAUCAGCUAUGCCUCCCUCGUGUUUGCUCACAUGAUUCAAUUUGGCAAUGGUUCUCUCAAUGGAGCUCUACCAUUUGGUCGACUCAUCACUCGCUACUUGUAUCGUCUUGGAAUUGAUCUACGUGACAAGGUUGCUUUCUGCAACGUUCAUGAGGAUCUUCAUCCCAAUCAUGUCCUUGUUCGUCUGGAUACCAAUGUCGAGCGUUGUAAGCUUGUCUCUGCCUCAGGGGGAGACACUUGCUAUCCUCUUUUCUCUCAUGGUCAUCCAUUUGAUCCAACUGUUGUGCACUUGAUCCUAGCACUAACUCAAGCUGCAGUUAUAGCUCUAGAUAGUGAAAUCAAGCCUAGAAAGGUCGGUGGAAAUGGGAAGACCACUAGUCUUCUUGUGCACAAGGAGCGUCUAGAGCUGUUGGAAGCUGAUGAGGCAAGACUCGCUCCAGAUGACUUCGAUCCUAUAUCAUCGGACUCCAGCUCUGAUGAUGACAUAUCAAAUUAUGAUUCACCUCCUUCCUAUCCUUUCUGAAUGAGGCUGCUGCUCAGGGAGAGCUUUUUAAGAGAUCUUGGUAGUUUGAGUCUUUGUAGGGUUGUGUCAGUCGAAUGGUAGAGUCAUGUGUGGUCUUGUCUUGCUUGAAUGUUGAUUUGAUGUCAAUUGUUGUACUCUUGAAAUUCAUCAAAUAAAAUGAAAUAAACAGC
Linum trigynum is the source of this 1494-nucleotide messenger RNA. The record is from the annotation of a GenBank genome assembly. NCBI's taxonomy places the organism in Eukaryota, Viridiplantae, Streptophyta, Magnoliopsida, Malpighiales, Linaceae.